Molecule: messenger RNA, 900 nt
Organism: Calypte anna (Anna's hummingbird)
Lineage: Eukaryota; Metazoa; Chordata; Aves; Apodiformes; Trochilidae
Product: transcriptional regulatory protein AlgP-like
Exons: 3
Coding region: 1-900 (299 amino acids)
Source: RefSeq, a predicted model, not a curated record
AUGCAGCUGCAGCUCCAGAGAUCAUCCGAGCACCUAGGAACAAGCCAGGCGUAUCUGUAUUCACAUAUUGAUGCAACUGCUGCUAAUGGCUCCAGCACUCAGCGCGAUAGACGGCAGACUGACUCCCCAUCCAGCCUUGCCCACGGAUGCAUCCCUUCCACGCACGCCACGGUGAAGAACUGGGAACACAGACGCAGCUAUUUUAAAACCAGGGAUGUUUCGCCACUAGAACACGUAAACAGCGGCCACGGCUCCCCGGAGCUCCGGCGCCCGGCGAACUCCUUCUCCCGCGGGGAGAGGAAGAACGACGCGGGUCCCACAGCAACCGCUGCGGGCGGAACGGCUGAGGCGGCAGAGCCCGAGGGCCGCGCAGGGCUCAGGCGGCGGGAGCGCCCCCGGGGACACCUCCGCCCGGCGGCCGCCGCGUCUGCUCACCUGGAACGGGGCCGAGGCGGAGGCGGCGGCUCCUCGAGGCGGCUGUUCGCGGCUAGAGCGGCGAAUCCCUGCGGAGCGCGGAGCGCGAAAAGGGAGGGUUAUGAGGAGGGGGGUAGGCUAGAGCGGCGGCCCCCGGCCCAGCCUCCGCCCCAUGGCGUGCGGCGCGGUCUCUAUGGCGACUGCAGUGCCGGGACGGCGCCGGCCCGCCCGCCCGCGGGGAGGGGUACGGCUGCGCACAGCGCGGAGGAGACUCAGGGGGUUACGGAGGAGCCCGCGGCCCUUCCCACAGGAGUUAACCCCCUCGCAGCCACCGCUGCCGCCAUCCCCGCAGCAGCCCCCGCCGCCCGCCCCCGCGCUCGCCCUUCCUCAGCGGCGGCGCCACGGAACCGCUGUCCUCUAGGGCACCUCCCGCCACCCUCUUUCCGCAGCGGCGAUUGGGCAGCCCCCGGAGAGCCCUGCCGGUGA